AUGACCUCGACCGUUCGCUAUGGGCUGAAGCUAGCGGCCAGCCCCUUGACGUUGCUUAGGCCGCCUCUGCACCGUCUGCGCCGACCGCCCUUCGCCUCUACCGUCGCUCGCGUCUACCGCCUUCAUCCCGCCCUUCACACCUACACUUCGACGCCGAGACUUGCGGACAACUACACUGAAAAUACUGCUGCUGAGGUUAUGGAUCUUGUGUCAGAGAGUCAAGAGACGGUGCCAUCACAAAGCGAGGCUGCCCUGUCACCUCGUCCACCGACACUAAAACCUGGCGACUCGUUUGGGUCCGAGUUCUACGGAGAGCUGAAUGACUUCUCACUAGAGUCGCCCAAGAAUGACGCGGAAAAACUGCAGGAUGAGGAAGCAGCUGCAUCAGGCAGCGAAGAAGAGCCGGAGCCGCCUUUCGAGCUGACAUUCAAGAGGAAACCUUUGCCGGAACCAACGGGCCCGGAUGAGAUUCCCAAGGCCAUUCCCCCAAGCCUUUGGUCCCAUCAAUUGUACCAAGGUCCGGACGGACAAGAUAUCAUCGUCGACUACUGCUGUACCUUUGAGCAGUCGGAGUCAGUCGCUCAGCAUUUCCUCAACGAGCCUGUACUCGGCCUGGAUAUGGAAUGGCAUUGCUUCGCCUCUCCGACGAACAUCAAACAGAAUGCUUCUGUCCUCCAGCUGGCAUGCGAGGAUCGGAUCGCCAUCUUCCACCUAGCCCGUCACAAAGGCAACACAGCCGCCGAGAUUCUUCCACCCACUCUCAAGAAAAUCAUUGAAUCCGACGAGAUCCUAAAGGCUGGCGUUAAUAUCUAUGGUGCCGAUGCACCCAAGCUACGAAAACUCAACCUUGAGCCCAAGGGCCUUUUCGAGCUGAGCCAUCUGUAUAACCUUAUCGCAAACAAACGGACCGCUGGUGGGCACGUUCCCAAGUAUCUCAAGAAAUUGAACGAGCAAUCCAUAGAGAAGCUUGGACUUCCGCUCGAAAAGGGGAGUGUUCGGACUAGUGACUGGACCAAAGAGCUUAAUCAGGCCCAGAUCGAUUACGCAGCUGCAGAUGCCUAUGCCGGUUUCAUGUUAUUUCACGUUAUGAAUGAAGAGAGAAAGCAAAUGAAGCCGACUCCUCCACUUCCCGCGUUCGCGGAGCUUGGCUUGCCAGUCAUAGGAAUAUCGGAGAAGGAAGCAGACGCAGAAGAGCUUUCGGACUGCUCAAACCCAAUCGUCCGCACUAUUCCGCCACAAGAUCAGCUCCAAGGACUGUCUCUCCGCCUGUACGAGAAGCUUUGCUUAAAGCGGGCUGCGGUAGCAGCCGCAAGAGGCAUGAAAAGUAUCCAGCUCGCGUCUAACUCAGCCCUGGCGCGAGUGGCAACUGCUCAACCGCGGACGCUUCAGGCACUUCGGCAGGUGAAGGGUAUGGGGGACACCGCAGUGCAGAACUUCGGGCGCGAUUGCAUCUUGACCAUCGAGCGUUUCCUAACGCAAGGGGCGGACAACGUCCCCGACGAUGUGAUCAUCGAUGACCCUAUCAUAUCUACUCCUCCUCGAAAAAAACAAGGCUCGACGACUCUCGACGCUUCCAGUAGGCUCCUAUUCGACACUCUCUGCAUUAAACGGAAGGAACUUGCAGCAGAGGAGAGAAUUUCGAGCUUUCAAUACUACAGAAUUGCGAACAACAACGUUCUCACGAACAUUGCAAACAGACGUCCUACAACGUUCGAGGAACUGCUUGAGAUCUCCGGUAUUGGCAACUAUUCUGCAAAAAAGUUCGGGGAGCACUGGCUGUCUGUUGUCAAUAGCUUCAUCGCAGAAAUCCCGGAAAACUUUGCUCCGGAAGAAGAAGCGCAUGAGGACAAUGGCUCCGAAGAGAUGAUGUCUGAGGAUGACAUGCUAAACAUUUCCGCAGACAACCUCCCUCCCGGUGCAGAAGGCUGCCUGUCAGGGGAGCGCAUCGUAUUCACGGGCAUUUUGGACGCACUUGGCCGCACGGGAGCGCAAGAUCUCGCGAGAAAAUGUGGCGCAGAGGUCCUGGAAAGGCCAGACACUGAGACAACUUUAGUUGUGACCGGAAGGGAUGUUUCAGAAAAUAAACUGCAAUCUGUGGCGGAGUACAGACUCCACACCGCUACCGAAGAGGACUUCAUCGGUUUAGUUUUCCGCAAGUCAAGAGAAGCUCAUGCUACCGCUACGCGGCAAAGAGCCGAGCGGCCUCUUGGGUCACUUUCAGCCUUGACCGGAACUCUUGACCCCGUCACAGUUCAACAAGUUGACGAUCUUCCCCCUUCGGAGCGCGCUUUCCACAAUGCUCUCCGAGCCCUGCGCACGCAGCUCGCUUCCCUCAGCAAGAUGCCAGCUGCCAGCAUCUGCUCUGACGCUGACUUACGUGCAAUCGCCAUAGCCCAACCGCCUACGCGGGCGGAUUUCCUUCGUUUACCUGGCGGCAAGGGACUGGACGCAGUCGCGCGGCAGACAAACAAGAGCAUUAAUGACUUCCUCGCCAAACAUAACAGAAGCGUGCCCGCGGUUAGCCGGACGACAAGCAGAGAACCCCAGGUCAUCAGAAAUGUCGAGUCGUCAGGGGAAUCAGAUCAGGAUCAUGCUUUUGAGGAGCUGCAGACGACGGCACCAACGAAAAGGUUUGUGUAUGGAGAGGUUCAGGCUCCGCCGUCGUCGUCAAGGAAACGGAAGUUCUGA
Lasiodiplodia theobromae is the source of this 2688-nucleotide messenger RNA. Its product is annotated as BRCT domain-containing protein. The record is from RefSeq and is a predicted model, not a curated record. Gene Ontology annotation, biological process: nucleobase-containing compound metabolic process. NCBI's taxonomy places the organism in Eukaryota, Fungi, Ascomycota, Dothideomycetes, Botryosphaeriales, Botryosphaeriaceae. The transcript has a single exon. Gene Ontology annotation, molecular function: 3'-5' exonuclease activity; nucleotide binding; nucleic acid binding. The coding region runs from base 1 to 2688 and encodes 895 amino acids. Gene Ontology annotation, cellular component: cytoplasm; nucleus.